This is a messenger RNA of Echinostoma caproni, 576 nucleotides long. The record is from the annotation of a GenBank genome assembly. NCBI's taxonomy places the organism in Eukaryota, Metazoa, Platyhelminthes, Trematoda, Plagiorchiida, Echinostomatidae.
AUGACAUACGCGACGAGAACUCCAAGACGCAAGAAAGUGAACAAGCCAUCAUUUGAUUAUCAGGUCGAUGAAGAGAAUGGAUAUGAUCAAUCAGAUGUGGAGAGUACUCAACCGUCCAGCAUGGACGCAUCCGAUCCGGAGUGUCGUAAGAAAACCGAGUCGGAUCCAUUCUAUCAAGUUUAUCACAAACCCGCUGUCAAUCAUCCUNNCUAUGCAUGUUGGCUCUCUGUGUAUCGAUUACUGUUAUUGUGCACCGGUUUGUGGGCGGGAUCAGCCGGGCUUUUGAAUAGCGCUGUAGGCAUGAUAUUUCUACACUUUCAAAACAACUGUUUUGCCAUUGUGGUUCUCAAUACGGACACGGGGGCUCUGUGUCUGAACGCGUUCUGCGCAUUCCAUAGUAUUCUGUUUGUUGUGUACGGCCGGCGCGAGGAAUCAUCUGCAUGGGCCAAACAAAUCGGAGUAUCUGUUUUAUGCCUGGUCUACAUCUGUCUGAUUGUGGCACAUUUCAUCCUUAUGAGUAUGGCCACGUGUACUCGGUUCAAACGGAAAUCGACCGGUUCUAUCUCUUCCAAAUGA